Ilex paraguariensis (yerba mate) is the source of this 2186-nucleotide messenger RNA. The record is from the annotation of a GenBank genome assembly. Lineage: Eukaryota; Viridiplantae; Streptophyta; Magnoliopsida; Aquifoliales; Aquifoliaceae.
AUGGGAACCCUCUUUUGUCCACUUUUACCAUUCAACAUAGCCGUCGCACUUCGCAACCGUUUUUCUUACUUUAACCACUUUUCCACCUCCAUAUCUUUGUCUCCAAGUUCUCAGCAAUUGAUCCACGUUAAAUCCGACAAUGAGAUUGCUUUCUGUAUCUCUUCCGCCUUGCAAAAGUGCACCAGUCUCGGUUCUCUCAAGAAAAUCCAUGCAAAGAUCUUUGCCUUUGGCCUGCAAGAUGACGCACAUUUAUCAACAAAAUCAUCCCUUUUGUACAUCUCAUUCAAUAGCGUUGAUGAUGCAAAUGUUUUAUUCGAAUCUAUACCACAUCCGAGUUGUUACCUGUGGAAUAUUAUAAUAAAGGGUUAUGCCACUGAAGGCCAAUUUGGCCGAGCAUUAGGAUCAUAUGUCAAUAUGAUGGAAAAGGGUCUAACACCAGACAAGUACACUUUCCCUUUUGCUCUCAAAUCUUGCGCUAGAUUAGCAGAUUUGCAAAUUGGAAAGUUAGUUCACCAGCAUUCGGUGUGUUGUGGAUGUGGCAGUGAUGUUUUUGUUGAGGCUGCCUUGGUUGAUAUGUAUGUAAAGUGCGGUGACAUAAAUUCUGCUCGGUUGAUGUUUGAUAAAAUGGAAAAGAGAGAUUUGGUAUGUUGGACUUCUAUGAUUUCUGGUUAUGCACACAACGGUUAUAACGACGAGACUAUGGAGUUCUUUGAUAUGAUGCGUGGUUCAGGUAUUAAAGCCAAUAGGGUAGGUAUAUUGAGCGUACUUUUAGCUAGUGGUAAUUUGGGAGCUUUGAGAAAAGGAGAAGAGUUCCAUACUUAUGUUGUCAAAACUGGGUUCGAGUCUGAUAUCUUGGUUGCAACUGCUGUAAUGGAUAUGUAUGCAAAGUGUGGGAAUAUAGGUUUGUCGCGAAGAUUGUUUGAUGCAACCGAAGGAAAAGAUGUAGUUUGUUGGAGCGCGAUGAUUGCUUGUUAUGGAAUCCAUGGCCAUGGGCAGAAGGCGAUUAAUCUUUUUAACGAAAUGAUUAAAGAAGGCUUGAGGCCUAACCAUGUAACAUUCACUUGUGUUCUCUCAGCUUGUAGCCAUUCGGGGUUACUUGAAGAAGGGAAGAAGUAUUUUCAAUUGAUGAGAAGAGAGUUGCGGAUUGCACCAAAACUAAGUAAUUAUGCAUGUAUGGUGGAUCUUCUUGGUCGUGCAGGAGAACUUUCUGAAGCAGAAGAGCUCAUAGAAUCUAUGCCAGUGAGACCUGAUACAAGUAUAUGGGGGUCUUUGCUCGGAGCAUGCCGAGUUCAUAGUAAUCUAGAUUUAGCUGAAAGAAUUGCAGAUCAUAUUUUUCAGCUGGACCCCUUUCAUGCUGGCUAUCAUGUCCUACUCUCCAACAUUUAUGCUGCCAAAUCUAGGUGGAAUGAUGUCGAGAAGGUUAGGAUGAUGAUGACUAGAAGAGGUGCCAAUAAAGUUCAGGGAAUCAGUUUGAUAGAGCUAAACAAUCUGGUUCACAAAUUCGGAGUUGGCGAUAGAUCACAUCCUCAAUCAGAGAAGAUUUAUGCUCUCCUUGAGGAGUUGGCGGGUCCAAUGAAACGCCUGGGUUAUGUCCCCUUGACAGAUUUUGUUCUUCAUGACAUUGAAGAUGAGGCAAAAGAAGUGGCACUUUCCUACCAUAGUGAGAGGCUGGCAAUUGCAUUUGGUCUCAUCAAUACUAGUCCAGGGACUACUCUUCGAAUUACAAAGAAUCUAAGGAUCUGUGGAGACUGUCAUAAUGCGAUUAAGUUCAUCUCAAGGAUUGUGAAUCGAGUCAUCAUUGUCAGGGACAUGCACCGGUUUCACCAUUUUGAAAAUGGAGUUUGUUCUUGUGGUGACUACUGGUAAGAGAUUAUGUGCUUUUUGACAGUUGAAGAGACAAAGAUGGUUGUUCAUGUAGCUUUGGGUUUCAUCCCUGCUCCUCGGCGGCCUUGGGAACAAUAAAUCCUUAUGCAAGAAAAGAAAAUUAAAGCCACAACCUAAUGGGAAUUCUGAUCAAGAUACAGAAGCAUCUUGAGUAAAGAUUUUAUGGCCGCCGGAUAGUGGCAAAGCAAAAGCAGAGAAGUAAUAACCAUGAGUGGAUAAUUACUGGAAUUCAUGAUUUUUUUUUUUGCCAAACUUCCUGCUAAAUUUGCAAAGUUAAGCAGCCUGCUACUUAGACCUGCUGC